Molecule: messenger RNA, 2752 nt
Organism: Cladophialophora immunda
Lineage: Eukaryota; Fungi; Ascomycota; Eurotiomycetes; Chaetothyriales; Herpotrichiellaceae
Exons: 1
Coding region: 1-2697 (898 amino acids)
Biological process (GO): copper ion homeostasis; monoatomic cation transport
Cellular component (GO): membrane
Molecular function (GO): P-type divalent copper transporter activity; ATP binding; ATP hydrolysis activity
Source: RefSeq, a predicted model, not a curated record
AUGAGCCGCAUCAUCAAGGCGUGCGAACUCUUUGACAUUCGUCUCCUUGAAAUCAAGUAUAACGAUUCCGAUCCAGACCCAUAUUCUCCUCCCAGCUUCCAAGCGUAUACACGCCCGGGCAAGCAGGUACCAGAAGUAGCACCCAGCACCGACAAUACCGUGAACCAGGAGAAAGGAUCUCAACCUGAAUCAUUAUCGACCGUUCGCUUCUUGAUCACAGGGAUGACCUGCUCCGCUUGCGUAUCGACGCUGAGCCACGCAUUGACGUCCGUUCCGGGUGCCUUCCGAACCAACGUGUCUCUGCCGCUUUCACGAGCAACCGUAAUCUACAACCCGACUACUACGUCGACAGAUGACUUGAUAUUUGCCAUCGAAGGAGCAGGCUACGACGCCGAGGUGCUUGGACAACACAAUCAUGGCUCUGCCGCCCAAAAUCUCAAACUCGUCCGGAGGGAAGAAGAGCUUCAGGCUCUGAAGGGAGCUUUCAAUGGUGCAGCAAAGUGGGCUACAGUUAUCACGGUUAUUGAAUGGACGAGGAAGGUCUUUGUAACCACUCAGCUUAGGAGUGCUCUGGAUCCGACUCUGUGCCUCCUAAUUCUUGCCGUUGGAUGUUACGUUCAACUUUCUCAUGCACGCUGGAUCCAUCAGAAUGCGUGGGCAAGCUGUUUCUCUCGGCAACGGGUACGGCUUCCGAGCUUAUCCAUGGACACUCUCUUGUCUCUGUCACUUUUGCUGAGUAUAUUCCUCUCAUUUUUCAACAUCGCUCUCCAUGGUCUCUCCGAUGUCCAGACAAGGACUUAUUUUUCCUCCGCGUCUUUUCUCGCAGUGGUCAUUAGCGGAGGACGGUACCUUGACGUGACUCUGCGGAGGCAGGGCGCAGCAGGCCUUGCUCGUCUAUUUAGACUGCAACAUGAAGUGGAAUUGGAGACAGUGAUGAUGGAGGGACGAUUGCAGGACUGCGACAACAGACCGGACGACGGAAGCGAAGUCAUUCUAACGCCAAUUCCCACGAAUUUGCUUGCGCCGCUAGACACAUACCAUAUCUUUCCUCAAAGCCUCAUCCCUUGUGAUAGCUACGUGGUGCGCGGCGCCUCUUUGGUCGACGAGGCGAGCAUGACUGGCGAAUCACUACCAUGCCGCAAAGCUGUUGGCGAUUUCCUGAUGUCCGGGACUCGCAAUCUGUCCACUGAGCUCGUUGCUGUCGUCCUGAAAGACCAGGCCGAAUCCAGUCUCGAGAGACUUGUUGAAAGCGUGGAAGCAGCAACAGAGGUGAAAUACGGACCCGCACAGAAGGGCGCGAGUUCGGAUGACAAGCCAGGAAGAGCGAUAGAGGAUGUUAUCACGGAAUAUUUCGUCGCAGUCAUUCUUGUGCUGACAUCAAUCGGGUUCAUACUCACAUUUGUUCGCUCGGCAGACUCGUUGCCGAUCACUGAUCGACUCAACCUUGCGUCUGAACGGGCAAUGGCGAUUCUGGCAUCAGCUUGUCCAUGCGCCAUGGGAUUAGCAACCCCUUCAGCUGUGAUGGCCGGUAUCGACGCGGCCUACGCUUGCGGAGUUCUUCUCCCAGGUGGCGCGGAUGCUUUCAGCAAGCUAUCUCGCCUCUCGCACAUUGUAAUGGACAAGACGGGAACUCUUACAGAGGGUAAACUGCAGAUCUCGGAUGAGUCCUUCGCGGAGCCAUUCAGAGCAGAUUUCAGGAGGCGGGAAUUGUGCUAUAGCCUCUUGAGCGCCGCGGAAAGAGACGUCUCACAAACACACCCAGUUGCCAGGGCGGUGUUCCAAUGGUGCGUCAAACAGCUUCGUGCAGCGUCACUGUUGGAGGGAAGUCGGAGCCUCAUGACCGAACCAGGUGCUGCAUCCGUCAGGAACGUCUCAAGUGUCACAGGAAAGGGUGUGUACGCAGAAGUUCACGGGCAGGCCAAUGUAUGGUACACCGUGCAUGUCGGCAGCGAGCGUUUUCUAUCUGAGAACGGCAUUGCCAUCGCGGCAGCCCCCACAGACCGGUUGCGAAAUGUCACAGGAACGACUGAGGCCCAUUUUGCCAUUGACGGCAAGUAUGCAGGCUCGUUUACGCUGCAGGACAGCAUCCGUCGGGGCGCUUCUAGCGUUGUCGAAUCGUUGAAGUCGCUUGGACUCGAAUUGACCAUGCUGACAGGAGAUGCCGAAAGUGAAGCAAACCGAGUCUCGUCGCAACUGCAAAUCCCAGUCCUCGCAGCCAAAUCUCUGCCUCACGAGAAGAAAGACUUGGUCGUCUCACUGCAGUCACAGCGUUCGUCGCCCACGAAGAAUGGCGCCAGAAAUGUUGUCGCCAUGCUAGGCGAUGGCCUAAACGACGCACCCGCCCAAGCUGCCGCGGACGUUGGCAUUCUAUUCUCACUCUCGCCCCUGUCGAGCCGUCCUUCGGACGCACCAUCCUCGCUCGCAGUGGGAACCUGCGCUGCCGAUGUGAUCAUCAUGACACCCGAUCUCGCGGCCCUGCCGAAGUUGAUCACGAUUGCUACCAAAACGAUGGCUCAGGCAAGGUGGAAUAUGUGUUGGGCGGUUCUCUACAAUGCCGUGGCCCUUGCAUUAGCGUUGGGCGCCAGCGAACUAAUGGGGUUCGGGACCGUUGAUGCCUCAACUGCCGGCACAAUGAUGGCAUUUUCGAGCAUUACUGUGUUGGGCAUGAGUUUAGAUCUGCGCCGUCGGUUGCAAUGAGAGAAAAGCCAUCCUGAUUAGACACUGCUGUAUACAUUGUUGCUGCUACCCGGAU